AUGGAUCCGUUUCGAGUCCGCCUCAACUGCAUCGAUCACUACCAAGCUGUGCCCCUUGACGAAUUCGAUCCGCCGGUACCCCAGGGCCUGGUGCACGAAAAUGCCAAAGAAAGACCCCGAAUCUCCGUCAUCCGCGUCUUUGGCGCCACCGAGACCGGCCAGAAGGUGUUGAUGCACAUUCAUGGCGCGCUGCAAUAUACAUACAUCGAGUACAGCGGGAGUCUGGUCCCGGAGGACGUCGAUGUUGCCAUACGGACGCUCCAACUGUCCAUCGACCACGCGCUGGCCGUCAGCUAUCGCAAGAACAUCUACGAAGGCAAACACCGCUAUGUCGCCCACAUCUCGCUCGUGAAGGGUGUUCCCUUCUACGGCUUCCAUGUCGGAUACCGGUUCUACCUCAAGAUCUAUCUGCUCAACCCGUUGCACAUGACCAGACUGGCCGAUCUUCUGCGCGAAGGCGCGGUGAUGAAGAGGGUCUUGCAGCCCUACGAGAGUCACAUGCAGUAUCUGGCCCAGUGGAUGUGCGACUACAACCUUUACGGCUGUGGCUACAUCGAGUGCGACAAGGUCAAGUUCCGAGGACCCAUCCCGAAAUACUUCGACAUGACCAGUGCCAUGCACCAGUGGCACGACCAUUCCAUUCCGCCAGAGUAUAUCUCCGACGAGGCCGCGCUGCCGAAACAGAGUAACUGCUCGCUGGAGGUCGAUGUGCAUGUCAAGGAUAUCCUGAAUCGGCGGGACGUCCAUGCUCGCGAUCUUCAUCAUGACUUCAUUGAGCGUGUGCAUCUCCUCUCCGCAGAUGCGAAAUUGGUUCAGUCCAUGGCGGGGUUGUGGAAGGAUGAGACGCGACGCCGGAAGAUCAGAAUGGGUCUCAAGGAUAACAACAGCAGUCCCUUCCCGCCUGAAGUCUUGAUUUCGAUGUCUGCGGAUCCCAGAGAUACGUCUGCGGGAGGCUGGAUCCAUGAAGAAGAGUAUCGUGAAAAGGUCGAACAGAUCGUCACAGAAGAACAUGCCAAAGGCGACGCCGCCAAAGUCUCCUUCGACAACUUUGUGAAACCGGUCUCGUUGGAAUCGACUGUCAAGACCGCCUUGGAGAGCGUGGAAGAUUUGUAUCCGCACAACAUGCGUGAACCUGGCUUUGGCAGCAGAAACCACAGGCCUUCCACUCCGAACCAGGAGAAUGUCGCACAUGAAACUGUCAUCGAUGGGGCGCAAGCCGAGAACGUUAUAGGAGGCCUGGACCACAGUCUAAGCGAUGCUGUUGCCUCGAAUGAGGGAAGCUUCAGCAUGUCGAAGAGCAGCGAUGACUCCAGCGCCAAAGAUACACACGACAAUGGAAGGGUAUUGACCCCCAUCAGCUCCUCAGAAUAUGAGAAAUAUGGGAUUCGACGUGCAGGGGACACUGCUCGUCUGGCCGAGGAUGUCUUUGAGGUGCCGGAAGAAUACCUCGGGCAAGACCCGGUCCCUCCCAACAAAGCCAAGCGAGCAAGGUUUGCCGUUGCACCAAGUUUCAAACCUAGAAAGCGACGGAAGCAGCUGAUGGAUGAUGACAAUGUCUUUCCGGAAGUCAGCUUCUCCGGCUCGGAAGACGAUCCAGACUUUGUCACGGAUGCGGAGGGCAUGGAUCCUGCCGCAGAGCCGACGUCUGAGGAAAUGCGCAGUGUUCGGCUAUCUGGCACCAAUCAACACCAACUACCGUUUAGCACGCAAGCAGCCAGGUCCAAAGAUACGUCGGUAGAAGGACCAAAUGCGCUGCUCCUGUCCCAACAGUCGACAUUGUCCUUUUCAGCGGUCAAGAAUCCAAACGAUCCCACGACAAUCCUUCGCCUCAGUCAGAAGAGUGGCACUUCUCCCAAAUCAUCACAGACCGCUAGUGUCAAGCCUCCGACCUCUCCGGUCAUACAGAAAACCCCUGCGGAGAGUGUGCUGACCUCCUCACAACCAACGCUACGUCCGCCGAUGUCAGCUGAAAGUGUCAAGCCAACGGCGCCCGUGGAUAUAAUCAUCUCAGGUCUGUCGUCGGGACGAACCGGAGCCUGUUGGCACACAUAUCAGAUCCGUCCACCAAGCUUUCACGAAGUGGAAACGACCUUGCGACAGCACGGUCUGCCCGAUGUGAUCUAUCAAGAGGCGUUCUACAGCAACGAAGACGACGUCCCGGACCAGGCACGAGAAUACGCCGGACGUGAAUUCAAGCUUGAAAGCGCCACUGUUCCGUAUCUACCUGAUUUCGAUUCAUCUGGCGCGUCGCCCGCUACUUACGGUCGGAAACCUGCAGCCUUAGUGGAUGUUACUGGUGAGAGUGUCCGAGAUAAUCAGAGGCGAAAGCGGUGCACGAUAUCAAACUGGGUCAUCUCCGAAUCACCGCCUCGAAAGGCUGACGUUGUGUCCUGGCUCAAGGAAGAGCAUGCGGCGAAAGAGCAUGAUACAUCCUUUAGGAUGAAGUCACGCCGCCCGCUCUCGCAGAUCGACGGCCCGACACAGAAGAACAAAUACGGGUUCAAGUAUUCUCAAAAGCAGGCCAGCACCAGCGUACAUCACGAGACGCAGUACAUGAGCAUCAUGAGCCUGGAGGUGCACGUCAACACGCGUGGCUCUCUUGCGCCUAAUCCAGAGGAAGAUGCCGUCGCUUGCAUCUUCUGGUGUAUCCAGACGGACGACGAUGAAGUCGAGACGAACGGAAGCAAGGAUGGCAUGCAUGUUGGAGUGAUCGCGGUCGCCGAUGAACCCCAUAUGGGCAAGAAUAUUGGACGCAUCCUACCUUACGACGUGGAGGAAGAGGCGACAGAACUCGACGUGCUCACCAGACUGGUCGAUAUUGUGCGGCACUACGAUCCGGACAUCUUGACCGGCUAUGAGGUACAUAAUAGCUCGUGGGGCUAUCUGAUCGAACGGGCACGGGUCAAAUAUGAUCUCAACUAUUGCGACGAGCUGUCGCGCAUGAAGUCGCAGUCCCAUGGCCGGUUUGGCAAGGACGACGAUCGAUGGGGGUUCAAUCAUACAUCGACCAUCCGGGUGACUGGCCGACAUACAAUCAACAUCUGGAGAGCGAUGCGUGGAGAGUUGAAUUUGCUCCAGUACACCAUGGAGAACGUGGUGUAUCAACUACUGCACCAACGCACCCCCCAUUACACGUUUGCCGACUUGACACGCUGGUACCGCAGCAAGAACCCACGCGACCUGGCCAAAGCGGUCGAGUAUUUCUGCUCGCGGGUCCAAAUGGACAUUGAGAUCCUCGACGCCAACGAGCUGGUGCCGCGUACUAGCGAACAAGCGCGGUUACUGGGUGUGGACUGGUUUUCUGUCAUCUCACGUGGCUCUCAGUUCAAGGUCGAGUCGUUGAUGUUUCGCAUCGCCAAACCCGAGAAUUUCAUGCUAGUAUCGCCCAGUCGUCGACAGGUGGGUGGCCAGAACGCAUUGGAAUGCUUGCCCCUUGUGAUGGAACCGCGCAGCGACUUCUACACGAGUCCUAUGCUGGUGCUGGAUUUUCAAUCGCUAUACCCGAGUGUGAUGAUCGCCUACAACUACUGCUACUCGACAUUCCUCGGCCGGGUGGUGAGCUGGCGCGGCACGAACAAGAUGGGCUUCACCGACUACCGUCGCGAGCCGCGUCUUUUGGAACUGCUGAAAGACCAUAUCAACAUUGCACCGAACGGAAUCAUGUACGCCAAACCGCAUAUCCGCAAAUCGCUCCUGGCGAAAAUGCUCAGCGAGAUCCUCGAAACGCGCGUCAUGGUCAAGAGCGGCAUGAAAGUGGACAAGGACGACAAGACGCUGCAACGCCUCCUCAACAAUCGACAACUCGCGCUCAAGCUGAUCGCGAACGUCACAUACGGUUACACAUCCGCGUCUUUCUCCGGACGCAUGCCCUGCUCCGAGAUCGCAGACAGUAUCGUCCAGACCGGGCGCGAGACUCUUGAAAAGGCAAUUGCCCUCAUCCACUCCGUGGAGCGCUGGGGCGCCGAAGUCGUCUACGGCGACACGGACAGUCUCUUUGUCUACCUCAAGGGCCGAACCCGCGACCAAGCCUUCGACAUCGGCGAAGAGAUCGCCGCAGCCGUGACCAACAUGAACCCGCGACCCGUGAAGCUGAAAUUCGAAAAGGUGUACCACCCGUGUGUCCUGCUCGCGAAGAAACGCUACGUCGGCUUCAAGUACGAAUCGCGCAACCAAACAACCCCGGACUUUGACGCGAAGGGUAUUGAGACCGUCCGUCGCGACGGGACACCGGCGGAACAGAAGGUCGAAGAGACGGCGUUGAAACUACUCUUUCGCACGGCGGACUUGAGCCAAGUGAAACGCUUCUUUCAGGCGCAAUGCUCCAAGAUCAUGCGCGGCAACGUCUCCGUGCAAGACUUCUGUUUCGCCCGCGAAGUCAAGCUGGGCACGUACAGCGACAAAGGCCCGCCUCCACCGGGCGCCCUGAUCAGCGCGCGUCGCAUGUUGCAGGAUCCCCGGCUGGAACCGCAGUACGGCGAACGCGUGCCGUACGUUGUGGUGACGGGCGGUCCUGGCGCACGGCUGAUCGAUCGCUGCGUGGCGCCGGAGGUGUUGCUCAACGAUCCACAUGCCGAACUCGAUGCCGAGUAUUACAUCUCGAAGAAUCUGAUUCCGCCGCUCGAACGCAUUUUUAAUCUUGUCGGCGCCAACGUCAGGCAGUGGUAUGAUGAAAUGCCGAAGUAUCAACGCAUCAGGCGUGUUGAGGGAGUUGGUGUCGGGGGAGAUUUGAAUCUGCAUCAGCAUCAGAAUCAGAAGAAAAAGGCUACGCUCGAGUCGUAUAUGAAGUCCUCGACGUGUUUGGUUUGUCGGGAGUUAUUGGAUACCAGCACGACUACUACGGCGGCGACGACGUCAACAACAGCAGCUGCAGCAUUAUCGGCAAACCUGGGUCUCUGUUCGAAUUGUAUCCGAAACUCGGCGCGGAGUAUAUUGACCCUCCGCACGCGGUUGACCAAGACAGAACGCCGAGUGAACCAAUUGGCGAAAGUCUGUCGUUCGUGUUCCGGGCUGGCUUGGAACGAAGAGGUCAAGUGCGACAGUAAGGAUUGUCCUGUGUUUUACUCGCGCACGAGAUAUAAUGUUUCGUGGGGAAAUGAGCGGGCGCAGCUGGGUCCGGUUCUGGAAAGUCUGGAGAGACAUGACGAUGAUGAUGGGAAUGAACAUGUAAAAGUCAAUGAGAGUGGGUUGGAAUGGUAG
This is a messenger RNA of Capronia coronata CBS 617.96, 5196 nucleotides long. Its product is annotated as DNA polymerase zeta subunit. NCBI's taxonomy places the organism in Eukaryota, Fungi, Ascomycota, Eurotiomycetes, Chaetothyriales, Herpotrichiellaceae. Gene Ontology annotation, biological process: double-strand break repair via homologous recombination; error-prone translesion synthesis. The coding region runs from base 1 to 5196 and encodes 1731 amino acids. The record is from RefSeq and is a predicted model, not a curated record. Gene Ontology annotation, cellular component: nucleus; zeta DNA polymerase complex. The transcript has a single exon. Gene Ontology annotation, molecular function: DNA binding; nucleotide binding; DNA-directed DNA polymerase activity.